GAAUCGUUCACAGCACAACCGUCUUGAGCACAGGAACUAUGCCGCGGGGCCGGCCUCGCAAACUGAACCUAGAUAGAAAGGACGAAACAGGUUUCAGUGAUGGGUCGCGGGAAAAGAAGUGCACCAUUUGCUCCCAGACCUUCACCAAAGAGAGCAAGCUACAGAAACAUCUCCGUGAACAUGAGCUUAACGAUAAGCCUCACCGCUGCGACCAGUGCCCGCAGACGUUCAACGUGGAGUUCAACCUCACGCUGCACAAGUCCACACACAACACCGCCAACUUCACCUGCCCCGUCUGCAACAAGAAGUUCUCCCGCGUCGCGGGCCUUAAAUCCCACGUCAUGCUGCACAAGAAAGAGGAGAACCUCAUCUGCUCGGAGUGCGGCGACGAGUUCGUCCUCCAGAGCCAGCUCUCGCUGCACAUGGAGGAGCACCGGAAGGAGCUUUCGGGCAUUAAGGUGUACACCUGCAAAACCUGCAGCAAGGAGUUCAAGACGUUCGUGCAGCUGAGGGAGCACACAAAGAGUCACGUCAAGAUGAGGGCGCUGUCCUCUAGCUCCAGAAACUACAAGAAAAACAUCGAUCGCAGCGGGUUCACAAACAGCUGCCAUCACUGCGGAAAGGCCUUCAAAAAACCCAGCCAGCUUGUCAGGCACAUACGAAUACACACGGGUGAAAGACCCUACAAGUGCACCCAUUGCAACAAGGCUUUCAACCAGAAGGUGGUGCUGCAGACCCACAUGGUGAAACACACGGGAGAGAAACCUCACAUGUGCAUGUUCUGCCCAGCAUCCUUCUCCCAGAAGGGCAACCUGCACUCUCACGUUCAGAGGGUUCAUUCUGAGACCAAAGGGGUACCUCUAUUCCCAUGCAUGGACUGCAGCUGUGUAUUCAAGAAGCUGGGGAGCCUGAAUGCCCACAUCAGCAAGAUGCACAUCUCUGUGAUCGAGGUGACGUCCAGCACUUCUGAGACCGAGACAACAGGUCAGACAGUGGGGGGUCCGGGGGGUGGCGAGGGGGUGACAGAUGUCAUCCAGCAGCUCUUGGAGCUGUCGGAGCAGGUCAGUGGGGAGACGGCUCAACCUCAGGCUCCGGAGCCAACUAUUGCCAUGGAAACUGCAAUCAACCAGGACAUCCUGCAGCAAGCUUUGGAGAACAGUGGUCUGAGUGUCGUCCAGCCGCAGAGUGACGCCCCAUCCGGAGAAUCUCAGAAUCCGAGCACAGAGGGCACUGCUUCAGAGAGCAAGAAAGCAGAGUUCCCAGACAAAUCACUAAGGGAGAAGAGGAGGAGCAUUUUUAAGAAGCCUAUACAAAUGCCAGGCUCGAUCAGGGAAGAGGACGGUGUGCGCUGGCACGGCUGCCCUUACUGCGCCAAAGAGUUCAAGAAGCCCAGCGACCUCGUCCGCCACAUUCGCAUCCACACCCACGAGAAACCCUUCAAGUGCAAACAGUGUUUCAGAGCUUUCGCUGUGAAGAGUACUCUCACAGCGCACAUGAAGACACACACAGGCAUCAAGGCCUUCGAGUGUCAGUGCUGUCUGAAGCGCUUCUCCACUUCAGGCAGCAUGAAAGUGCACAUGCGGCUGCACACAGGCGUGCGUCCUUUCCCCUGCCCUCACUGUGACAAGAUCUUUCGCACAUCCGGUCACAGGAAGACGCACAUUGCGUCACACUUCAAAAGCCUGCAGCAAAAGAAGAACAGAUUUCAACGGAAAGCCAACAAAGCCAAAGCCUCCAAGAACAUCCUACCUCUGCCCGACAUCCCCUUGCAGGAACCCAUCCUCAUCACGGAUUACGGCCUCGUCCCCUCCCAGAAUCCCCGCCUUGCUUUUCAGCAGUUCCUGGAAGUUGUGGGCAACGACAGGCCGUACAAGUGCCAGUACUGCAGCAAGGCCUACAAGAAGUCAAGCCAUCUAAAACAACAUGUCAGGUCUCACACAGGAGAAAGGCCGUACAAGUGCAUCCAGUGCAGUCGAGGUUUCGCCUCCUCCGGAGUCCUCAAAGCUCACAUCCGAACGCAUUCGGGCCUAAAGGCGUACAAGUGUCUGGUGUGUGACACAACGUUCACCACCAGCGGGAGCCUGCGGCGCCACAUGACCACUCACAGCGAACUCCGACCUUACAUGUGCCCCUACUGCCAGAAGACGUUCAAGUCGUCACCCAACUGUAGGAAGCACAUGAAGACGCACAGGUAUGAACUGGCCCAGCAGCUGCAACCACAGUCAGGAGAGGACCCGCUGGGAACAGGCGCCGUUACCCAUGACAUGCCUGUGGAAAUGGAGGCGGAGUCUCUCCAGCAGGCUGCCACUACUGCAGCAGAGCAGCAAGGCAUGCUGGGACUGGGCCAGGCAGAGGUUGUGAAUGGAGGCCAGCAAGUAACACUCGAUGCCCCUUUGGCUGACCAGCCACUAGUUCAAGGCGAAGACUCGUAUGUGACCACUCAACAUGCUUUGCCGCAGAAUAUCGGUCAGUUUGAGACACAGACACUACCUCAGUCUACCUUUGACCAGCAAAGUCUAACACAAGGCUUCACCAUACCCGAGCCGAGCUACAACCAGCCCCAGUUCUCCGCUGUCCAGCAGCUGCAGGAUUCCAGCACACUUGAGUCCCAGGCUCUGUCUUCCAGCUACCAUCCUCCAAACCUGCUCCACGUCCCCAGCUCAGAAGUUACAAACGGACUUCUUCAGGAGAGCAGCCAGGCUGAUCUCCAGCUGCCUACAGAAGCAGCAGACUACCAGGAAGACGGUGAAGACAACACAAAGAGAGCCUACAGAUGCAGCUGGUGCUCCAAAGCUUUCAAAAAGUCGAGCCAUCUGAAGCAGCACAUCCGAUCCCACACCGGGGAGAAACCGUACGCAUGUCACCUCUGCGGACGAGGUUUUGUUUCCGCUGGAGUGCUGAAGUCCCAUCUCAACACACACACAGGGAUGAAGCCGUAUAAGUGUGACGUUUGUGAAGCUUCUUUCACCACUAACGGAAGUCUGAGUCGGCACGCGUUUAUCCACAGCAAGUCAUUCAAAUGCUCCAUGUGUAACGAGUGCUUCCGCACCAGUCUGUUUUGUAAAAGGCAUAUGAAGAAGGAGCACGGUGUGGAGGAAAAAGUUGUAGAUCUCGAGCCUCAAGACGAGGACGAUGAUGACGACGAAGACGAGGACGGAGAUCAAAAAACGUCCAAAAGGAGGAGUUUGGAGAUCAUUACUUUCACCGAGGAGCAGACAGCCGAGCUGGCCAAGGACCCCGGAGAGGAGGCCUCUGUGUCGGAGCGGAUCCUCGCCCAGUCAGCGGCCGAGAGGGAUCGCAUCAGCGAGAUCAAGGACAAAGUGGUGGAGCUGGAAACCGAACCCAAGUUUGCCAACUGCUGCAGUUACUGCCCCAAGAGCUUCAAGAAACCCAGCGACCUCGUCAGACACAUCAGGAUCCACACAGGUGAAAGACCCUACAAGUGUGACGAAUGUGGGAAGAGUUUUACGGUGAAAUCAACCCUCGACUGCCAUGUGAAAACACACACAGGUCAGAAACUGUUCAGCUGUCAUAUGUGCAACACCUCCUUCUCCACGAAGGGCAGCCUGAAGGUGCACAUGCGCCUCCACACGGGCUCCAAGCCCUUCAAGUGUCCCUUCUGCGAACUGCGCUUCAGAACCUCGGGCCACCGCAAAACCCACAUCCAGUGCCACUUCCGGCCCAACAGCGACAGCCGCAAAUCCAAGCGCUCCUCCGCCGGCCACUCCAGACACAGCCAGGACUCAGGGACCGGGCAGACCAGGGCCUCCGGUCAGAGCCAGCACCCGGCGGCUUCGGAGCCGCUUCAGCCUGUGGGUCUGCUGCAGACGCCCAGCUCUGACCCCAGCAUCUACCUUCCGGCCAGUCAGGUUUUGAGCGGACAGUUUGACCAGAACCUGCUGCAGCCGGGCCUCGUAAGCCAGGCCAUCCUGCCAGCCUCUAUGUCAGCUGCGGGAGACCUCACCGUUUCCCUCCCGGACGGCCUGACCACGCUGGACGGCAUCCACCUCCAGCUGACCCCGGCCAGCCUGGUGUGCCCCAACGUGCAGAUUUCUGGCAUCGACACGAGCAACAUCACACUCCAGAUCGACCCCGCCCUCCUCCAGCAGACCUUACAGCAGGGCCUGCUCUCUCAGCCCCUGAGCGUCGACACCAGCCUGGUCUCUCACUCCGCCAACCAGCUAAUGUCGACCUCCGACCCCUCGGUGUCUGCCAACGUCGUCAUCCACCCUCUGACAAGCCUGUCAAUGCAGCCGCCCACCAUCUCCUCCCCCCAGGUCUCUAUGGCCGGACUGCCUGAGCAGGACGUCACGGGUCCCCAGGACCUGAACCACGUCAUGGGCAACGCUGGGCUCGUGGCGGGAAGCAACAGCAGCCAGGAGAUCACUCUGACCAUCAACAACUCCAGCCUCACGCAGGCUCUCGCUCAGGUCCAGGCUCAGGCCUCGGCGGCCGGUUCCAGCGCCGCGCCGGGAAACCCUCAGGAGAUCACGCUCACCAUAUCAGGUCAAGAUCUGCUCCCCCAGCAUGGCAGCUCCAACGGCGCAGAGCUAAACGGCAGCAUCGGGCUGGCCUCGCCACUCAGCAGCCAACCCACCAGCGCAACGAUGACCAUCACCAAUGACCACCUUCUACCUCAGAGCCCAGCCAGCACCGGGAUGGCAGUAACCAGUUUGGCUCCCAGCACCACUUUGUCCCACACUGCUGCGUCCAAGAGCUUAGUGAUGUCACCAGGGGGUGUGGCCAGCGACGGCAGCGUCACCCUGACCCUCACGGACGCUCAGGGCAUGCUGGACGGUGUCACUCUAAACCUCAGUGCACAGGGUCAGACGUUUCCUGCUGUGCUAAAUGAGACUGGCAUACCAGGACAAUCGGCCAGUUCAAGCCAGCAGGUCUUACUGGUCAGCCACCAUUCCCAAUCCACGAAUGGGGCAUCUGACAAUGGAUAUUUUAAUCCUGCUGACGGGGGGAAAGGUGGGAAAGACUCCCAGUUGGACAUGGAAAGCAGGAACCAGUGUUAUUACUGCAACCAGCUGUGCGAGAACGCCAACGCGCUGCGGCGGCACUGCAAACAGGCUCACGGCAAGGACCGCUGCCACGUCUGCGGCGUCUGCAAAAAGGCUUUCAAGCGAGCUACACACCUCAAGGAGCAUGAGCGUGUGCACCAGCCGGGCCCUUCACCCAGCUCCCAGAAGCCCAGAGUCUUCAACUGUACGUCUUGUGCGAAGGCGUUCGCAAAGCGCAGCCAGCUGGAGAGACACAACCGAACACACACAGGCGAGCGGCCCUUUAAGUGCAGCCAGUGCGACAAGGCCUUCAACCAGAAGAGCGCUCUGCAGGUCCACAUGGUCAAACACACGGGAAAGAAGCCCUUUAAGUGCGAGGUGUGCAGCAUCAGCUUCACGCAGAAGAGCAACAUGAAACACCACAUGAAGAGAUCCCACGGAUACGCCGCUACAGGUCAACUACAAGACGUGUCCCUCGGCCAGGACGAGCCGGCGCCUCAGCUGGACCUGGAAGUGGUUCCGGAACCCACCGGAGACUGGCACAACGUGUUCCCCUGACUGCGCUCGUAGAGUUUCGCAGCGAGAGUUUGCCGAACGUCUAAAUGGGGAGAGGACAAAAAAAAGAAAGCUUUCUGACUUUAUAAAUAAGUUCGAAGGGAGGCUUCGUCCGCCGCCUUGCUGCUUUGUCAUAAUUAGCGGUGAAGUGAAGGGAGCGCGCGCCUCUCCCGCAUCGCAGGAAGAGCUUAGUGACUUUUAUCUGUUUGGCUGCUCUCUGAUUAUCAUCGGCCUCCGGAGAGGCGUGGCUCAAUCAGCCAGAGCUCCCCAGAGAGAGAUGGGCGCUCGGCAGCCCGACCGUCGACAAGAACGACGGUCGCACAGAGAAACGGAGUCUGUUACAUACCGACGUAACAGAGAGACGGGAGGCAAGCCACAUUCGCCGUCACGGCCGACUGGUUACCACCGAUUUAUGAAAUAUUUGUCACUUUUUUUGACAUGUUUAUACUGUAAAUACCACGCCUGGAAGUGAUGUCAUUUUCAGCCCGUUCGACGAGGGAGGCCGACCUCUCGGCGAUGUCAUGAUUUGAGUUUGCUGCUGUGUCGUUUGGACCGACAUCGGCAGCUCGUUUACUGUAGUUACAGCAGCGUUGUAAAUACUGCAGCUAGAAGGCGUAUAUUUUCUGAAAAACACUGGGAAAAAACGGAUUGUUUGCAUAAAUGUAAUUUUAGCACAUUGUUAUCAAGUAAAGCCAAGAUGGUA
Molecule: messenger RNA, 6264 nt
Organism: Poecilia reticulata (guppy)
Lineage: Eukaryota; Metazoa; Chordata; Actinopteri; Cyprinodontiformes; Poeciliidae
Product: zinc finger protein 236
Biological process (GO): regulation of transcription by RNA polymerase II
Cellular component (GO): nucleus
Molecular function (GO): DNA-binding transcription factor activity, RNA polymerase II-specific; RNA polymerase II cis-regulatory region sequence-specific DNA binding; zinc ion binding
Source: RefSeq, a predicted model, not a curated record